AUGACCGUGUUCCAGCUGAUGUCCUCUGUGUUCGGGAAGCUGGGUGGCCAGGAGGUUUCACUCCUCGUGCAACUUCACAAGCACCAGGAAGUGCAGGCCACCCUUCGCCCUUCUUUCCCUAGCGGGGAGGUGGGGGUGGAGGGCCCUGCUGAGCAGGAAGUGCAGGCUGCCCUUUGCCCUUCUUUCCCUAGUGGGGAGGUGGGGGAUGGGGGGCCCUGGAAGAAUGGCCUGGGUCCCACGGAGACAUCUAUCUCUGCCAUGGCCUCCAUCUCUGAUGCCUUUGGGGUUCUCUUUGUAGCCCUCAGCUUUGCUGGGUUUGGGUCUGAAGGAGCAGGAACCCUUCAGAGGGUUGUGCUCAUGAAGCUCAGGACUCUGCGUUAUCUGCACCUUGUGACUCUACCAGUUACCCAGUUCCAAAGCUGGUUCCACGUUUUCAGCUCACUCCUGCUCACCUGUAACCAUUCACUGCUUCCCAGGACUGGAACAGGGACAUCUCCAGAGACUGCCGUUCCCCUCACCUGUAACCAUUCACAGCUUCCCAGGACUGGGACAGAGACAUCUCCGGAGACUGCCGUUCCCCUCACCUGUAACCAUUCACAGCUUCCCAGGACUGGAACAGGGACAUCUCCGGAGACUGCCGUUCCCCUCACCUGUAACCAUUCACAGCUUCCCAGGACUGGAACAGGGACAUCUCCGGAGACUGCCGUCCCCCUCACCUGUAACCACUCACAGCUUCCCAGGACUGGAACAGGGACAUCUCCAGAGACUGCCGUCCCCCUCACCUGUAACCAUUCACAGCUUCCCAGGACUGGAACAGGGACAUCUCUGGAGACUGCCAUCCCCCUCACCUGUAACCAUUCACAGCUUCCCAGGACUGGGACAGGGACAUCUCCGGAGACUGCCGUCCCUCUCAGCUGUAACCAUUCACAGCUUCCCAGGACUGGGACAGGGACAUCUCCGGAGACUGCUGUUCCCCGAUACUUGCUUUACAACUCGAUAAGUCAGCCAGGCUUCCCAUCGUACAGACACACUGCUCGCCAAUGUCCCUUCUCAUCUCCUACCCAGCACAGGAAUUUGAGCUCUGAAGCCCGCAAAGAAUGAGUCCUUGCUGAUGGGACACUGGCAGUGGCCUCCAGGGAGUGGCCUGUGACUGAGGUCCCUUGAUCUGCUUGUGGAUCUGCCGCUACAUCUUUGGAGUUGAAACAGACACACUGGGAAUCCACCCGUCAACUCUCAUCAUCAAUACAUUUCCGGUUCCCUAGAGGCCAUGGCUGAAAGUCUAGCUGGAAAUCAUUUCAUGGAUGAAUGCCGGCUAACACCGUGGGGUUCCAGGUUCUGUGCUAGGUGGUCUGUCUAGGUGAGAGCACUAAAUGUUCACUAUGAGCCUGGAACGGGGAGGACCCCAUGACGCCCUUUCUGUAGAUAAGCAAACUGCGCUAAAGGUGGUGAUGACUCGCCCACUUCAGCCAGUGAUCCGGCAGAAGGCACAUCCCUGAACCAGGCUCCAGUGGGUGCGACUGUGCCUGAGGAGUUGUCUGGGGCUUUUUGUGGCAGCAGCCCAGGAAUCAGGUGAGUACCCCUGCUGAGCUGCCGAUCAGGGA
Messenger RNA from Gorilla gorilla gorilla (western lowland gorilla), 1601 nucleotides. RefSeq lists its product as uncharacterized. The transcript has 5 exons. Lineage: Eukaryota; Metazoa; Chordata; Mammalia; Primates; Hominidae. The record is from RefSeq and is a predicted model, not a curated record. The coding region runs from base 1 to 1101 and encodes 366 amino acids.